UCGUAAUACGCCCAGCUUCCAUGCUGCUUUGAAUAAAUAGGCUCAUUUCCUCGGUUCAUUAUUAGCGAGACCCACGAAAGAUCUAAAUGAGAGAAUUGCUGUCAACAGGGCAUGCAUCAAGUAUACAAUUGCUAACGUGUUGCGGCAGAUGAAACAAAUUCGAGAAUUGCUGUCAAUUGGGUAUCAAGUUGGUGGCCAUGGCCGGUGGCCUUAAGAGUUUCCGAUAUCCUACUAACAGCCAAAUGGGGAUUAGUUGACGAAAUUCAAAGACAAGACCAGGUUGUUACUUAUUUAGUAUGUCCUUGACCAAACGAUCAGUUGGAGCCAAAAUAGGGCUGGGCGCAGCCACAAAUAGCAAGACUGAGCUGUACUUUCCUUUUUCAAUCCCAACGGUCGAGAAAUAGAAACAACCAGUUUGACCAUCUGGUCUUCUUCCUCCUUUUUCUCCUCCCUUGUUGUUUAUCUUCUCCCGGUUUCAUUUGAUUUUUGCCAAAUGAUAAGAAACGUCCAUGUGCUGGGUGCGGAACUGAACAAGGUGAAUUGGCGACCGGAAUUGUUUUUCGAGGUGGCAGCAGUGGUGUUUGAAUUCCAGGACACGUAACGAUGGGCACGAACCAAAUGCCGCAGGUCAUGACAGCUCCGGGCCUGCUCGGGAACGAAACGGUAUGUUAUUCGGGGACCAUGAUAACAACGAAUGGAAUAUUUGUUAAUGAGGAUCCAAUGGGAUUUUCGCUGCCUAUCUUCAUCUUCCAAUUGGUGCUCAUUGUCCUCACAUGUCGCCUGCUCAUGCUUCUUCUUAAGCCUCUCAACCAGCCUCGCAUCUUGGCGGAGCUCAUCGCUGGCAUAAUUUUGGGUCCAUCAGCAAUGGGACGGUUUAAGUGGGUAACUGAUGUCGCAUUUGCUAAGGGAUCGCUGGCAUUGCUUGAGACAAUAGCCAAUAUCGGUAUCCUUUAUUUCGUCUUCAUAAUUGGACUAGAAAUGGACCUCUCGGUCAUCCGGAAAAAUGGGAAAAAGGCCUUCGUCUUUGCCAUUUCUGGGAUCUUUUUGCCUUUCCUCAUAGGCUGUGCUUUCUCCUUCUUUUUGCAUCACAAAACAACCAUGAAGGAAGACACAUUCCUUAUCUUCUUCUCCAUUUUUCUCUCCAUCACUGCACUUCCUGUGGUUUCAAGGAUCCUUUCAGAGUUCAGACUCCUCGACAUGGAGAUUGGCAAAAUAGUCCAGUCAGCUGCUCUCUUCAAUAACACUUUCGGAGCAGCUUUCGUAGUGUUUGCCAUUUCUACAGCAGAGUCACAAACUAUUUUCUCAACAACCCUCUGGGUGAUCGCAAGUAGCAUAAUUUUUAUCGUGUUCUCCAUUUUCGUAGUCCGACCAGGAAUCUCAUGGCUAGCAAGGCGAAGUACCCCAGAGGAUGAAAACUUCACCAACUUCACCAUAUCCAUUGCUCUCGGUGGGGUAAUGAUUUUUGGUUUCAUAUCAGAUUCCAUUGGAGUGCAUCCGAGUUUUGGAGCUUUUGUUUUCGGCCUGGUUUUUCCAAACGGCCCUCUUGCAGUCACCCUCGUAGAAAGGCUUGAAGACUUCAUUACGGGUUUUCUGCUCCCUCUCUUCUUUGUCAGUAGUGGGUUAAAGACUAAUGUUUCAAAAAUCCAGGGAGCCUCAACCUGGUUUACACUAAUUAUAGCAAGUAUUCUAUCCUCUGUUGCCAAAGUUGCUGGAACUGUCCUCGUUGCACUCUCUAUCAAGAUGCCUUUUCGUGAAGGAGUUGCUCUUGGUUUGCUCAUGAACUCCAAAGGCCUCGCUGAAUUGAUUGGCCUCAACCAUGGGAAAGAUCAGAAGGUUAUAGAUGAUACAGCAUACACAAUGAUGGUGAUCACAACUAUAUUUAUGAAUGCAGUCAUCACACCUCUAUUAAUACAAAUUUAUAGGCCAGCAAGGAAAUUUGUACCUUACAAAAGGAGAACAAUUCAAAAGACAAAAGCAGAUGCCGAGAUGCGAAUACUAGCAUGCAUCCACACUCCUCGGAAUGCCCCCACAAUCAUCGGCCUCCUUGAAGCCUCCCAUCCCACCAAGAAAACCCCAAUAUCUGUCUUCUCACUCCACCUAGUUGAACUCACUGGUCAUGGUUCUGCUACACUUAUUGUCCAUAACUCUCAAAAAUCCGACAGUACAGCCAUAAACAGAAUGCAGGCGCAGUCUGACCAGAUUACAAAUGCAUUUAAGACCUUGGAGCAGCACACUAAUUUUGUCUCUGUCCAAUCUCUCACUUCCAUUUCCCCUUACUCCACAAUGCAUGAAGAGAUUUGCAACUUGGCAGAGGAUAAGCGAGUUGCCUUCAUCAUUGUUCCAUUCCAUAAGCAACCGACAGUUGAUGGGGGGAUGGAAACUGCCAACUCCAAAAUCCAAAUGUUGAAUCAGAACGUACUAGUAAAUGCACCCUGUUCCAUUGGGAUUUUGGUUGACAGAGGACUAAGUGGGUCCAAAAGCUUGACGGCCGGUCAGGUAUCUCACAACAUUGCUGUGCUAUUCUUUGGCGGGCCAGAUGACAGAGAGGCACUAUCGUACGCAAUGAGAAUGUCUGAGCAUCCUGGGAAUAGCCUCAAUGUUAUUCGUUUCUUUCCAGGUCCGAAUGCAGUUGAGCCGACAAUGGACCAGAGUCAUGAUCUCAAUGAUACUGGGAUACUAACUCUGCAAAUAGGCAAAGAGCAAGACAAGCAGCUUGAUGAUGACUGCAUAAAAGAGUUCAGGAUGAUGAAGGCUACUGACGAAUCAUUUUCUUACAUAGAAAAGGUGGUGAACAAUGGAGAGGAGACAGUGGCGGUAAUAAGGGCACUAGACAACAUCCAUGAUCUUUUCCUAGUUGGAAGAGGAGAAGGAAUAAUAUCGCCGCUAACAGCAGGACUCACUGAGUGGAGUGAGUGCCCUGAACUUGGAGUAAUUGGUGACCUUCUGGCAUCGGCAGAUUUUGCAGCAGCUGUAUCAGUGCUGGUGGUGCAGCAGUAUGUGGGGGUAGGGCCAAAUGACGACGGAAUUGGAACACCAGACAAUGCGAGUCAGCAGGAAGAGCAGUGUAUUAUGGCGUCAGUCCGCCAGUGA
Molecule: messenger RNA, 3090 nt
Organism: Rhododendron vialii
Lineage: Eukaryota; Viridiplantae; Streptophyta; Magnoliopsida; Ericales; Ericaceae
Product: cation/H(+) antiporter 15-like
Exons: 3
Coding region: 604-3090 (828 amino acids)
Biological process (GO): regulation of pH; proton transmembrane transport
Cellular component (GO): endomembrane system; membrane
Molecular function (GO): antiporter activity
Source: RefSeq, a predicted model, not a curated record